Messenger RNA from Closterium sp. NIES-67, 2764 nucleotides. Lineage: Eukaryota; Viridiplantae; Streptophyta; Zygnematophyceae; Desmidiales; Closteriaceae. The record is from the annotation of a GenBank genome assembly.
CCAGAUCUCUCUCCAGCUCGCCCUAGUCAGACAAUGAACCUUAUCGCACUCUGCGAGUCUUGGACGUGGAGCAGCUGCUCUGGUUGCUAGCUGCAUACUUUUUGUCUGAACUUUUCAGCAGAACCUGCACAGAUCCAAGCCAAGCCUGUUAGAAUUGGCCCUGACAUUUGCUAGUUACUACUCAGCAGCCAUUUCGCGAUUUAGCGUUGCAUUAGAAGAUGGCCCCUCGCACAAGCAUUCACGCUCUUUCGGACGACAUUCUCAUCAGGAUACUGUGGCGUUACAACCAACCCGCGCCUCCCACGAUUUGCAAACCGGACAGCGAUGAUGUUUGGGAAUCUCUAGGACGGAGGCCGAAGUACGUCACUGUAAACCUUCCAGACGAAAAGGCCAUUCUUUCAGUAUACAGGCCUCCCUUGCCUCCUCCUCCUCCCUUUACGGAUGUCCCUCUGGGUCUCCGCAUCGCAUCCGUUUGCCGGCGAUGGCGUAGUUUCGCGAAGCGUCAUGUCACCACGCUUGUAGUCAAGGAAAACCUAGUCUUCUCAUUCCGAGAGCUUUCAGCUGCUGUCGCGUGUUUUCCGAGCCUGACUUACCUACAGUUAUGCGACAACAGCGUCGAGACUCUAGACGACACGUUCCUUACUCACCUCGCCUCGUCAUGUCCGAAGCUGACCUCUCUCCACGUGGGCCACAAGAUCACACAAGAUAUGAAAUACGACGCGAGGAAGGAAUUGCAUCCGAUUACCGAAGAUGGUCUGGAUCAAUUCUUUCUGCAGUGCACUCAACUGGAGGAGCUUUCUCUCUUCUGCCUCCACCAAGAUAUCCGCCUACCGCCGUCGUUCUUUCAGCUGACGAGAUUGCGCACUGUUGCUUUAACAGACGCCUCAGCACUCGAGUCUCCUAGUCUCGGGAACUUUCGUUGUCUAACAUCUCUUUACAUUGCCUCACAGAAGAUCAGCCAGCAGCAACUUUCAGGGCUGGUUCGCCUCCCGAGCCUCAACAACCUUUCCAUUUACAACUACACCAGAUUGAUUCGGAACGAACAGCGCGCUGCUGCAAUCGCCAUCGCGCAGAUUCCUCGCCUCAAGUCGCUGGAGUUCAGGGUGAUGUUUCCUUCAGGAACGCCUUGCACGAACCUCGAGCGGUUGCGGAUCACCAGCUCCAGACACCUGGACCGGCUUCCUGAUCGCAUCGGCGACCUGCUGCCGAACCUCCGCGAGCUGAAUUUCCGCUUCUGUGAGCUCUUCUUUCAUCUGCCUCAGGAUUUUACCUCCCUGAAUAGCCUGGAGAGCUUGGUGAUCUCCAUGUGUAAUUCAUUUUCCCGCCUGCCUGAAGACUUUGGGAGACUGCCGGCACUGAAAACGCUGGUCCUGGACGAGCUGCCUCGUCUCUGCCAUCUCCCUGCCUCCCUCUCCGAACUCUCCUCCCUCGAGACGCUCUUCCUGAUUGGAUCCCCGGAAAUCCGCCAGCUGCCAGCAGGCUUCUGCUCCCUCACCGGUCUGAAAACGCUCUGCCUGAUGAAGAUGCCAGGCAUAGUGCUUCCAGAGGGUAUCGGCGGCCUCAGCAGUCUCCAGACGUUCCUUCUGAACGACAAUGACCAUCAUCAGUUGCUUCCGGCCUCAUUCACGCAGCUGUCUUCCUUGACCCGGCUGGAGCUGUCUAAAAUCACAAUGGACAACCUUCCAGCGGACAUAGGGAAUCUCAUUAGGCUGCGGCAGCUGCACGUCCAUUGCUGCACCGUCAACGAGCUUCCAGAGUCCUUGACAUCGCUUUCGAAACUCGAAGUGCUGACAUUCGUUGAAUGUCGCGAGCUGAUGGUUCCAAGCGGAUUGGAAAACCUCAGGAAGCUGAAACGACUGGAGCUGCCGUGUGAGCCGCCUCAACCGCUGCCACCUUCUCUUGAGGUUCUCACGCUGGGAAGCAAAAAGAAUUUCACCUCCCUGCCAGACAUUGCCAUGCCAGCAAGCCUCCAAAAGUUGUCCUUCACGUUUGUUGAGAUGCAGUCUGGGGGGAUGGUGCUCAGCAGGAGCCUGGCUAACCUGCAACACCUGGAGCUGGUUUUGGAUGAAUCAGUCAAGGCGAUUCCAUUCCCCUUGAUCUCCCUUCCUCAUCUGCGAACUCUGGAGAUUCUGAGUGCUGGUAUCCUCGAGGAGCUUCCCAGCAACAUCGGAUCUGCAAUGCCGCAGCUGCGGCAGUUGCUGAUUCACGAAGCUGAUUCGCUGACAGAGCUGCCAGCAUCAGUCACCCAGCUGCAGCACCUGACCUCCUUGGAAGUCUGGGCACCCAAGCUAGCUUCUGUUCCCCAUGACAUUGGAGCGUUGUCCCAACUGCGAAGGCUGGAUCUGUCCAACUGCUUGGCCCUGGAGCAGCUUCCCUCCUCUCUCACCCAGCUCUCCUGUCUCCACGAGCUGGUUCUCAAGAACACCUCCAUCCGCUCACUUCCUCCCAGCUUUGCUCAUCUCACCCGGUUGAGAACGCUGAAUCUGAAUAAGUGCAAGCAGCUGGCAGCUCUGCCAGAGGACCUGACUGAGCUGAGGAUGCUGCACCGCUUGGAUGUUGGAGGGUGCAGGCAGUUCUUGGACAGAGGGGGGGUGCGGGCACUUGCAGCCAGUAGUAUGUAUGGGUUGAGGAUAGAUCGGGAGUAGGUUAUCAACUUAUACAUUUGUAAUGUAUGACUAGUUAUAGGCUAGGCAGGUACGUGCUAUUAGGGAGUACAACCCACAACUCAUGUACCGUAUUCUCAGAAUAACGCAAUGAACUAGAA